AUACUUUGCUUGAAAAUCGCAGUACGUGAAAAAGUGUUUCAAUAAUUUGCCAUUAUUUAUUACGAAUAUAAUUGUGUUUGCAGAGAGAAAAUAACACAAGAUCAACACAACAAAAAGUGUUAAAUUCAUAUAACUGAGUUUUGUUUUGCUCAGUCUGUAAAAAUAAACAUGUACAGCAAACCUGUUAUGUUCUACAGCGUAUUAGGAUGUAUAACGUUUACAGAGCAGUAAUACGGGCCGAGUUUUGAUUUUGGAGAAAUUUCUCAAAAACAAAGCCAAAUGCUUUCAAGUGUGAUUGAAGUGAAAUUAUUGGCAACCACAAACUUUAUACAUUUGGUUCACCAUGAGGCAGCUGGCAGCUUGGUACCAGAAAAAAAUAAGUUCAUACGACAAAGAAGAAUGGGAGACGAUGGUGGAACAGCUGCUGAUGCGCGGCACCUAUCGCCGCCGCAUCGUUGACUUCUCCUCACACGCGCGUUCCUACCUCAUUGAUGUCGACCUUGUCAGAGGAUCGUCGUUUCCCAAAGCGAAGCCCACGCUAGGUAUGCGCCGCGUGGUGUGGUACGCGCUAGUACGCCUACUCUUCCUACCUGCGCUAUACCAGUGGUGGGGGCAGCAGACCUCACCAGCCUGUGCCAAGUUCCUCCUGGGCCUAUGGCUGAUGCAGGUCUUAAAUAUGAGCUUGUACUUCAUGGCGCCGGCUUCCUAUGAUAUUGAUGUGAGUCCAAACUGUUGGCUGGUGCCAUUAGGCCUGAUGUUGGUGCUGAGUGUGGUACACUCGCAGAUAGUGAGCACCACAGAGAUGGAGCUAGCGAGAGUGCGGCCGCGCUCCAACUACCGCCGGAAACUACCUCGAUACUUAAGACGGCCGCGUUCGGAGUGUGACGGCGGCAGCGGCGGUGGCUCGGCUGAGAGCGGCGCUACGUCGAGCCAGAGUAAGACUCCAUCGACCAAGCCAUCCAAAUAUCGCCGCCGACUCUCCCGCACUGAGUCUGUAGAUGCUACUCUGCCACCUGGUCUUAGGAAGCGUAAGAAAGAACUGACAAAAGAAUAUAUUAUGAAGAACCUAGAGCCUUCAAUAAAGACUAAACCACUUAAAGUAAAAGUUAAGGACUCCGAUGACGAAGAUUAUAUGGCUUGGAAGAAGCCGGACUUGACUCCUGACUUAACAGCACCUAUAGUCACAUUCACACCCCCACCUGACGACACGCCGGGGGCUUCUUUCGAUUUCAAACCAAAUAUACUGACUAAGAAACACUUAGAAACAUUCAAUGUACGUCAAAACGUAAACGUGGCCAGAGCAAUAUUCGCAGACGGGGACGAUGGCUUCGAAAGUCUCAACGGUUACAACUCAAAUGGCAGCGACGGUGACAAUCGGAAAGCAGAACGACUAAAAGCAAAGACUGACGACGUUGAAGCAAUUAAGCCUGUAAUAAAUAAACCUGGUGAUACAAAAAUUGAUAAAGACUGUGUGAGAAAAUAUGUUUUAGAUAAGUUGAAGAAAGAUGACGAUGAGAAGUCGCUAGAUGCAGAUUCAGACGGUGCCAUCCCAACGAGCAGCCCCAGCGCCACGAAGAGAGUCGGAGUUAGAUUCAGAAAAUCGUGGCGAGAAACCAGCGACGAAGAAUUCACCAUCAAAAAAAAGGAUAAGAAACUAGAGAAUUACCAGAGUUCGUCGUCGGACGGGGAAUGUUCCGCUUCGGCGCCAUCCAUCGCCCUGCCCUCGCACCAUACCAUGUCAGACUGGGUUGGGCAAACCACUAACAGUGAAGAGAGCAGCUACGGCUCUCAGUCGGAAGGCGGACAUUCCGACGUGGGCUUCCACUUCGCCGCGGACAGUUCGUGGGAUCCAUUUGCUAUCCUCGACCCUACUAGUGAUACAGUGAAGUGCACGAUGUGGGAGCGCGGGUCCACGCUGCGCGCCGAGCUGUCGGCCGUGGACAUCAGCUGGUACGUGGUGGCGCGCGCCGAGCGGGCCAUGGCCGCGGACGGCGGGCUGUGGGCCGGCACGCUCAUGGCCGCGCUCGUGGCGCUGCUAGCGCCUGCGACGCGGCUCAUGCAGGUAGCCGUAGAACAAGACCAUAAGAGCGAAGAAGAGCUAGCAGCGCUUCCGUUCCUCACUUACAUGCCGACUUUAGUGGUCAACUACUGCUUGCAGUCGCCGUCCGCGGUCCUAAUCGGUGCUUUCGGAGACAACGUAUGGGAGGUAACAACGAACAUAUUGACGAGUCUCCUCCGAUUCUCGCUGAGCGGUCUCGUGUUCUUCCUACUAGCGGUGGCGGAGCGCGCGUUCAAGCAGCGGUUCCUGUACGCCAAGUUGUUCUCGCACCUCACGUCCGCACGGCGCGCGCGCAAGUCUGAACUGCCGCACUUUAGGUUAAAUACUGUGAGGAAUAUCAAGACUUGGUUGUCUACGCGGUCUUAUUUGCGGCGUCGCGGUCCGCAGCGAUCAGUGGACGUGAUAGUGUCGGCGGCGUUUAUGCUGACGCUGAUACUGCUCGCGUGUGUUAGCGCGCAACUGCUACGGGAAUCGAUAACAUUGGAAUGCGGCUGGCUUCUAGAGGCGAUGGUGUGGAGCAUCUGCCUCGGCAUAUACCUCAUGAGACUGCUGACACUGGGCAGUAAUGUAAACAAGAAGUACCGUGGCUGUCUGUCCGCCAUACUCACUGAGCAGAUCAACUUACACCUGGCUAUAGAGCAGAGACCCGACUGCAAGGAGCAACUCACCGUCGCUAAUAACGUGCUCAAACUCGCUGCUGACUUACUCAAGGAAUUGGAUUCUCCUUUCAAGAUAUCAGGUUUAUGUGCCAACCAUUAUCUGUACACCAUAGUUAAAGUAGUGAUCCUGUCGGCUCUCUCUGGGGUGCUCUCAGAGAUGUUGGGCUUCAAACUCAAGUUGCACAAGAUCAAAAUAAAGUAAUAAUUCUAAUAGCAUAAUAAUGUAGUUGUUCACAAUAUAUUUCAAGCCUUUUAUAAGUAGACAACAAAGUGGUAUAUUAAGGAUGUCUUGGCAAUAUAUGAAGUACCAAAAUGUAUGUUCACUUCUAGAAACGAAUUGAAAACAGCAUGGUGCUAUAUACAUCCAUUUAUUGUCGGUGUGUGUAGGUUUUCAUGUCUUCGUAGGUCACAAUUUAAUAAUAAAAUUCGGUGCAUUAGAGCACCUUUUUCUAGUUAAUAAAAUUAUAGACUUCUAUGCAAUAUACUCUCAGGGAAUAAUAGAUAGACUUUUUAUCCUUUAGAGGAACUUCUGAUUAGAUUAAGUAUAAACUAAACGUUGUGAGACGACGUUGGUUUUUAAACUUGUAUAUUUUAUUACAAAGUAUGAAACACUAUUUUCUCUUCUUUCAAUUUUAUGAAAUCGAAAUUAUAUGCUUGUAACUAUCUUUUAUGAAGUUUUAUGCUAUUGCAAUUAAUAAAAUGUUCCGUAUUCUAUUAAUGUUAUAUACAAAUAACACGUGUCUAGUUACUUUAUCUUUCUAAAGUUUAACUCUGUUUUGAUCUCAAAUAGUAAAUUGCCAUCAGUAGUUGAAUAUUUCUAAGUUCAAAAUGUCUUCAUAGAAUAUAUGAGAUCGUUUGAAUUUUGGAACCAUUAUUUAAGCUGACCAUAGUUAAUUUUUGUUACUAUGUGAUAGUUGCUAAACUUUAUUCCAGUUGAACUUGACAAGUUGUGAAGAAAUAAAUAAAUGUACAUCUUAGGGUAAGUAACGAACGUGUUCGUAAAGAAAACGAACUGAUACACAUAAUUCCAAUAACUGGUUUUGUAUGAGGACAAUAGCGUUUACAACUUUACUGAUUCAAUUGAAAUAGAUUUUAGUUCUUAAAUCAAAGCGCCAUUGUAACAUUUUAGUUGUUAAAUAGAAAAAAUGUUCCUAGCA
Messenger RNA from Pectinophora gossypiella (pink bollworm), 3875 nucleotides. RefSeq names its product protein phtf (gene phtf). The transcript is spliced from 16 exons. The record is from RefSeq and is a predicted model, not a curated record. Lineage: Eukaryota; Metazoa; Arthropoda; Insecta; Lepidoptera; Gelechiidae. The coding region runs from base 344 to 2920 and encodes 858 amino acids. Gene Ontology annotation, cellular component: endoplasmic reticulum.